UUAUUUUAUUCAACUGUGACCUAGCAACUGAUUUAGGAGGGUGUGGGCGAGGCUCGAGACGAAGAGCGGCCAGCAGCAGAAGGAAAUGGACGCCGUUGGCGUGCUCGCAAAAAUCCCCUCUGCUCUACCCAAAACUCUCGCAUCCCCGCCAAGGCAUGCCGCCGUUCGCGCUUCACUCCGUGCCCAUGGCGUCGCCCAUACCUUCUCUCUCCCCUCGCACGCAGCCUCGCAGCCCCUUCGCUUCCCCAGCCUCAUCCCGUCUUCCUCCCGCCGUCGCGCCGGCCGCCGCGCUGGGACCAGUUCUACGCGCGUAUUCCUCACCCACCUCGUCGCUUCAAUGGACGGGGUUGAGGAGACUUACAUUAUGGUAAAGCCGGAUGGUGUGCAACGCGGACUGGUUGGGGAAAUCAUUUCCCGGUUUGAAAAGAAGGGUUUUUUGCUCAAAGGCUUGAAGCUUUUUCAGUGCCCAAAGGAGUUAGCUGAGGAACAUUAUAGGGAUCUCAAAGACAAGUCUUUCUAUCCCAAGUUGAUAAAUUAUAUCACUUCAGGCCCGGUUGUUUGUAUGGCUUGGGCAGGUGUUGGUGUUGUUGCAUCAGCACGUAAGCUCAUAGGAGCAACGAAUCCUCUUCAAGCUGAACCAGGAACAAUACGAGGUGACCUGGCAGUUCAAACAGGAAGAAAUGUUGUACAUGGAAGUGACAGUCCUGAGAAUGGUCACCGUGAAGUUGCUCUGUGGUUUACAGAAGAAGAGUUAUGUCAAUGGAUACCAGCCCAAGCACAUUGGCUGAUGGAGUAAGGUUUAGCCAAUGAUUCCAGUAAUAUACAUGUUGUCUAGUAUAUACUUCAUGUCUAUCGCGGCUCAUGAAAUGCCACUUGAUUGAGGUUACUGUCGCCUCGAGAUCUGAUGGUUACUCCUGAUUAUUAUGAAAUGUGUUCUUGUAAUACCACCAAUCAAGUUUUAGGUGGUGAACCAUGAAGUUCUCAGUUCAAUGAAUUCGUUGUAUGUUGUUUAAAA
Messenger RNA from Zingiber officinale, 1015 nucleotides. Its product is annotated as nucleoside diphosphate kinase-like. NCBI's taxonomy places the organism in Eukaryota, Viridiplantae, Streptophyta, Magnoliopsida, Zingiberales, Zingiberaceae. The record is from RefSeq and is a predicted model, not a curated record. Gene Ontology annotation, biological process: CTP biosynthetic process; UTP biosynthetic process; GTP biosynthetic process. The coding region runs from base 86 to 796 and encodes 236 amino acids. Gene Ontology annotation, molecular function: nucleoside diphosphate kinase activity. The transcript is spliced from 7 exons.